Messenger RNA from Melampsora larici-populina 98AG31, 3906 nucleotides. RefSeq lists its product as uncharacterized. Lineage: Eukaryota; Fungi; Basidiomycota; Pucciniomycetes; Pucciniales; Melampsoraceae. The transcript has 8 exons. The record is from RefSeq and is a predicted model, not a curated record. Gene Ontology annotation, biological process: regulation of DNA-templated transcription. Gene Ontology annotation, molecular function: DNA binding. The coding region runs from base 1 to 3906 and encodes 1301 amino acids.
AUGGAUAUCCCCCUUUCCAGCUUUAAAGGAUUGUACUCGUCAGAAGAUCGAGCUCUGAUGUUAUCAGAUUUAUCGCAUUGGUUCCCAAUUUCAUCAUUAUCACCCCAAUCGACACUUCUCAACGAGGCCCUAACGUCGAAAUUCCAUAAUAGAAUGGGUCAACAGGGUUCACAUCCAGCUGGAGUGUACCCUGACGAUGAAGACCCAUUCGAGAUGCAUUCCGUCCCUUCAACUAUGACUUCCUGUCCAUCCGAUAGUAAGGACGAACGGUCCUUAAUCCCCAAUCGACGUACACAAGAUUUGGAUUAUAUCGAAAGCAAAGAUAUCCUCAUUACCCGCGUUGCCAACCAUCUGCUCCAGCUGUCACCUACAAAGUCAUCAGUGUCUGAUCUCAUCACUAUGACCGAUACUGAGCGUAGUUCAACGGAGACGCCAGAAAGCCCGAAGCUUAAAAAGUCCAAAAAGAAGAAACAUCAACAAAAAACCACUGAAUCUCCUUCUCAACAUACCAGAUCAAAGCACGAGCGGGAUCGCACGCGAAAGCACCAGCACCAAGCAAACGCAGAUACCGACACCGAGAUCCCACCUCGCUCGAAAAAACAAAAAACCAAAAAAAACAAGGCCAAAAAGGCAAAGAAGACACAUGUCUCUGAAUCAGAUCAUAGAUCCCAAUCAGAUUGUGGUAGUGCAAAUCCCGGACAAUCUCAACUUCAACUUCAACUACCCACCAAUAUAUCCAGCUUUACCGAUUUCAUCGACCACGGUUGUGAACUCGACGAGCAAAUGUAUCCCGUCUAUCCAAACGGAAAUACCGUGUUUGUCAAAGCCCCCAAUAGACCAGUAACCAACUUUGGUUUUAUUGGUUGGACGCAUACCAUGAAGACGGACAACUCCCAUAAAGACUGGAAAAUCUUAAGAUUUAAGUGUCUGGGUGUAAUUCUUUGUUCGGUUUCAACAUGCCCCCUAACUGGAUCACCUCCAACAGGCCGCCACAUGAUCUCUGAGCUGAUAGAGCGUGGGUGUGACGGCAUUCAGGUUCACAUUCCAUGCAAUGGCCGAUGUCGAAUUGACGAACACAAACCAUCCAAUUGGCGCCUACUACGACAUCAAGGGCAGCAUGAUCACGUCUGGCCUUCGGCUAAAAAGGCGCCCCCGUUGGCGAAGCAAAAGUUGAAAGAGAUCAUCAUUAACGACCCCACCACUGGGCCUUUAUCAUUGAAGGUUGGGCGAGCCCAUGUAGGGACUGCUCCUAUACGUACCGUAUCUGACAUUCAUCCGUCGUUUGACCAUGUCGACCGCCUGGGUAAUUUGCGUCGUGCAUUCCUGGUUCAAGAAGGUCUGAUGCCGGACUCACAAGAUAAGGAGGCCGGUGACAAGUGGCUCAUGCAAUUUAUAUAUUGGUCCACUAACUGGAUGGCACAAAUUCUUGUCAAUGAAGAGGACGGAAUAGCUUACGAGGGAGGCCUUUUAUCCGACGUUACCUACCGCUUUUUCGAAAACGGAUACCUGUUGACAACUUCUAUGUAUCUAGAAAAGUUAGAAAGAUGGGUUCCCAUCCUUCUCUCGUGGAUCAACGGACUUAGUCAGCAUCAUUACAAAGCACACUUCAAGACCCUCUUUGUCCAGAUCGAACAAACAUCAAUGUCUGACGAACAGAAGAGUAGACUCACUGAACAAAUCGUCGACUUUUCACUUGCACAGAAGUCUGGAUUUAUCGAAGCCUACAUGGAUGUGUUCAAUGUCUCUCGAGAAGUUGCCCUUUCGAAGUUACACGGCUGCGAACAGCACUUUGGCCAGGCUAUUACUCGACUCAGGAAAAAUAGAUCCAUUGUCCCGUGGCAGGACGAGAAAAGCUGGGUGGCAAAAUGCAAUGCCUUGAUGGAGCCGGACAGCCCUGGAAACACCCUGGAUGACAAAUUCGUCGUAUUAUCCCGGGCAUUUCCUCGUGCCAAGAGGUGGCUAGACUGGUGGCGCACCUCGGACAUCCAGGCCAUGCUCUUCCCUGCCAGGAAGCGCAUGCCUCUGGAUGAUCCACCUUUGGACAACGAAACGGGCGAAGAAACUGGCGAUGUGUCAAGGAAACGCAAAAAGCGAGGCCGGGAUGAUGGUUUACCUUCGACCACCAACGGCCAAGAAUCCAUGCACAGGAUCUACUACCUACUUUGCCCUGGGAAAUGUAACAUUAUUGGCGGUAUUAUUCAACUUUUAGCUUUUGUCCAAAGCUUGGAAAGAGAUCACCAAAACCUCAACCGAGGUAUCUCUGUCGCGUAUGGCUCUUCCCAGAAGAACUGGGAGGGCCUAGUCAAAGGAAUGCAAAUGUCCAAACCGACGAAACAAAAGUUCAUCGCAAACGACGGCCGCCCUCCCGAUACCACCGACGAACUUUUGGGAAAUGUGUCAAAGAAGUCGAAAAGAGGACCAGGAAGACCCAAAGGCUCUCAGAAUGUCAUGCGCCAGCCUUUGACUACGUAUCAGUCAUACAAAAAAGGUACGAAGCAAGGCUCUCGCAAUCGUUGUUGGCAGUCUUCGACGCUCGAGUGCCUAUACACGCUUUUUGGACCCCUUUGGAGCCGACACGCUACAGUCAACGGGACUCAAGUUAUUCAUAUCAUCUAUACCCACUUCACCAAACGUUCGACCCUUCAACUACAGGGUAAACCAAUCCUUGGGCACCUAUCUACUUAUCAGAAUUUGAUACACACCGCCCUGCAAGGCCUUGGCACCUUUCCUGUCGACGGUUUUGCCUCUGCAGAUGCGGUCAUGGAAAUAUUACUUCGACCAGGUCGUAACUCAAUUGGACCAAUGUUUGAAUUACCCAUACUCAAAACCUCGAGAUGCACGGCGAACAUCAACCACAGCUCCAGCACGUUGACUUCAAGAGCCAUUCUACAGGUUUUCCCCUAUACUUUUACCGAAGCUGGACUGUCUUACGCACAGUUGGGUCUAUUGUUGGAACGAUGGGUGUCUGAAGGACUGUCCUCCAGCGACUGUGUAUGCCAACGGUGUCACCCAGACGAAGAAGGUGACAGUGUUGGCGACGACGUUGUCGUAUGUGAACCACGGCGCAAUAACGUCGAAGGCUGUGCGAUGAUCAAAGAGACAAUCAAAAUUCAUCUCGUGGACAUUAAAUCAGCACCAAUUCAUCUUUACUUCACUUUAGAAGGUGUCAUGAAUAUGCCGGAGGGCGAUGAGCGCGACGCGUAUCAGGGCGAAACUAACUGGCCAGCACGGAUCAAGAUUGGCGAAGUUGAUUAUUACAUGAUGACCCGUGGCUUUUGGGGUGCUUUUCAUUUCUGGUGCAAGGUAGUGCGGUCAGUGGAAGGAGUAUUAGGUGUUUGGCAUUAUGACGAGGCUGAAAACCAAGGAAUUGCUCGACUUCUGGACCGGGACAUGACCAGCAUCGGUGGUUGUCAACCGCACACCAGCUGGUGUCUGAUGAAAGAAUUUCCCCAACACCAUCAUUCCAUCCCAUUCUCGAUGCUGUUGCCAGACUUUCCGGUAGGAGGUGGGUUGCCAUCUGCCGAAGUCAUCGCUCAGGACCUCACAGUGGCCACUGUAGUAUCCGCGACAUCAAAUCCAAUUGACCUCGCUGAGGAUGAUCAAGCUUGGGACAAAUUGGCCUCCCUUCCGGACAACGAAUGCCUGGAGGAAUUAUUGAUACCGAAAAGCCCGAUAAUACCACCUACCAAUCCCUUGAAAAUCAAGGUGAGAAUGGCGGCGCACUCAUCCCAACCUCCGGUACCUAUUGAACUUCCUAAUCAUCUCGCGGUCACCACCGAAGAGAACCUAAUUCCUGUUAAAAGGAACCCUCGACGUUCGAAAAAACCUGUUCAGGAUGAUAUACCUGUGAUACCUGAAACUGUAAAACCGGUCAAAGGCGUCCGAAAACGUGUACCUAAACGUUGA